Messenger RNA from Adineta steineri, 1524 nucleotides. The record is from the annotation of a GenBank genome assembly. Lineage: Eukaryota; Metazoa; Rotifera; Eurotatoria; Adinetida; Adinetidae.
AAAGGAAGAAAUUCCAAUUGAAUUUUUGAUGAUUUCUGUAUGUGUAUGUAAGGAAUAAUUGAGAAAAAGUCAAUAAAUACUUGCAUGAUUUCUUAUAUAAGUUCUUUUUUUUCUAUUUGUUUUAGCGAUCCAUGAAGGUAUUUAUUACUACUGAUUUGAUGGAGUGGAGAAGAAAAUUAAUUUUUGACAUUUUAUCUUUUCUUCUGUUAGCGUUUACUUUCGAAUGAUCUUCCGUCGUCACCACCAACAAAAAUUGCUGCAGUUACAACCGGCGACGAAGAAAUCAAUAAUAUGAAUAGUACAAAUGACAUUACAAAUGGACAUCAAAAUGGUGAUAAUAAUGAAGCUAAAAAAGCUCGACUUGAAAAAAGUCCACCAUCUCGUGUUGUUCAUUUACGAAAUAUUGAUGCAAGUGAAUUAGAAAUAGUUCAAUUUGGACUUACAUUUGGUAAAAUAACAAAUGUACUUAAUUUAAGAAAAAAAAAUCAAGCAUUUUUGGAAUUCGAUAGUAUUGAACAUGCACAAGCCAUGACAGAUUAUUUUUCUUCAAUACCAAUAUUAUUAAAUGGUCGACAAAUAUUUGUACAAUUCUCAAAUCAUCAAGAAUUAAAAACUGAUCCAAAUAAUGCAAAUAAUCAACAAGCACAAGCAGCACUUCAAUCAGCAACUAUUUUACAAGGUAUUGCACAAACAGGUGGACAAAAUUGUGUACUACGUGUGAUCGUUAAUAAUAUGAUAUCUCCAAUUAGUGUGGAUACAUUUUAUCAAAUUUUUAGUAAAUUUGGUGUUGUUCUAAAAAUUAUAACUUUCACAAAAAAUGAUAAAUUUCAAGGAUUAAUACAAAUGAAAGAUGCAUCUAUUGCACAAACAGCAAAAUUGAAUUUAAAUGGUCAAAAUAUUUAUACUGGUUGUUGUACAUUACAAAUCGAUUUUUCGAAACUGCAAUCAUUACAUGUUAAAUAUAAUAAUGAUAAAAGUCGUGAUUAUACCAAUCCAAUAUUACCAUCAAAUGAAAAUUCGAAUGAACCUAUUUCUAUCGGUGCAAGAUUUUUAACAGGUAUACCUAAUGUAUAUGGUUCAUCGAUUAUGGCACUUGCUGGCGCUCCAUUAACUACACUUUCAGCAAUGAGUAAUGGUGCUAUUCAUUUUUCAGCUCCAACAGCAGCAAUGUUGAAUACAAGUCAAUUAGCACAACAAUACACAACCGCAUUAGCAUGUCCGAUGACUAGUGCAGCAAAUGCGGGGACAACAUUAUUAACAACAACAAAUACAACACAAUCACCAAUAUCUUUAUCAACAUUACAACAACAUCAUUCACAUACAACCGCAAGUCCAUAUAUUUUUCUAUCAACAUCAGGAGCAACAUCUGAUGAGGUAUGUGCAAAUCUUGGUAGUAAUGGUACUGAUAUUACCAGUGGAGUUAUGACUGGUAGAACUGCAACUUUAUCUUCACCUUCUACUCUAUAUUUCUAUAAUAAUAACAGUACACCUACUAUGUAUCCGACUGAUUUUUUGCGUUUGUGA